Molecule: messenger RNA, 1286 nt
Organism: Gloeophyllum trabeum ATCC 11539
Lineage: Eukaryota; Fungi; Basidiomycota; Agaricomycetes; Gloeophyllales; Gloeophyllaceae
Product: NAD P-binding protein
Exons: 5
Coding region: 1-1110 (369 amino acids)
Cellular component (GO): mitochondrion
Molecular function (GO): oxidoreductase activity
Source: RefSeq, a predicted model, not a curated record
AUGUCUGGUAUAGACACAGGCAGACCUCAAGAUAGAGGCGUCUCAGAAAUCCCCUCGAAACAAAGGGCCUGGCAUGUAGUUAAGCGUGGCAAGCCCUCUGAGGCACUGGUAUUAGCCUCGGAUGUGCCAGUUCCUUCGAAGCUCGCUGAAGGCGAGGUCCUCGUAAAGGUUCGGGCAGCUGCUUUGAAUCCUGUAGGUUUCAAGAUCAUGCAAUUGGCCCCCGGCUUUAUAGCGAGGAAGCCGUACGUACCAGAGCAUGACCUAGCUGGAGUCGUAGUCGAGUCGAACGACCCUGCCUUCUCUAACGGGGAUAACGUUUACGGCAUCAUACACGUUCAACUCAACCUAAAGACGCGCCUGGGUGCACUCUCUCAGUACACACGGGUCCCGGCCUGCAAUCUGGUUCUAAAGCCGGAAAAUCUAUCGGCGGUGGAUGUUGCAGGUAUACCCUUAGCAGCUUUGACAGCUUAUCAGGCUCUCUUCGACAUCGCACAUCUCGAGUCUGAACAGUGCCUUCUCGUAAACGGAGGCAGUUCUGCUGUCGGAGCCUUCGCUAUUCAAAUGGCGAAAGCCAAAGGGUGCAAAGUUACUGCUACCGCUAGCGCAAAGAACGAGGAAUUCGUCAGGGGACUCGGUGCAGACGAGUUUCUUGACUACACUAAGGCACCUUUAGAAUCGCAAUUGUCCGAGAACCCUCCUUCGCCCAAAUUUCAUGUUAUCUUCGAUGCCGUAGGACUUCUGGAACCCUCCUUGUACACGAAGAGUCCAGCAUAUACCACUGCCGAUGGCAUCUACGUGUCCACCGGUCCACAGCCCAAGGCCCUCAAUGCCAGGGAGAUGAAGACCACAGCGAAGAUGAUGUGGGAGGUGUUCCUGCGGCCUCGGUGGUUGGGUGGGACGAAGCGCAAGUGGCGCGUGGUUAGCAUGAAUCCCAAGAAACAAGACCUGGACGCAAUCGCUCAGAUGGUUUCUGAAGGGAAGGUCAGACCCCUGAUCGACUCUGUCUUCUCCUUCCAGGACGCUCUGAAGGCAUACGAGAAGCUUAAGACUGGCAGGGCCAAGGGCAAGGUCGUGGUCGAGGUUGAUGACAGUGUGGAUGUGAACGGCUAAAAUUGUACUCAAGCGGACUACUCAUGCAUGCCCAAGGAUGUGAUCUGGAGGCACGUAUUCUUAUUCACGCUGUGUAUUAGUAGUUACUAUUGUAUAGGCCUCAAGUGAGCCAGCGGUUGUACUGUAUGCUGUUGUUGACGAUGAGCGAUCAAUGACAGGCCCCAGGCUUGACAGAU